This is a messenger RNA of Medioppia subpectinata, 221 nucleotides long. The record is from the annotation of a GenBank genome assembly. NCBI's taxonomy places the organism in Eukaryota, Metazoa, Arthropoda, Arachnida, Sarcoptiformes, Oppiidae.
ACACAUAAUUUACAAUUACAACUAUAUUUGCGCUCAAAACUUGGCUAUUUAUGCGCAAUGAUUGCCAGCACUGGUGUCUCAGUUUGUUGUUCACACAUCAGCGCACACUUCAGUGUCUCCUACACUGUCAUCACCGCCACCGACAACAAUACACACCACCGCAGCUGCUCUUCACAUACCAGUCCUCUCACUUUCUAACAGACAUACCAUACUCUGGAUAA